This is a messenger RNA of Camellia sinensis, 1540 nucleotides long. RefSeq names its product F-box protein At4g00755. Gene Ontology annotation, molecular function: protein binding. NCBI's taxonomy places the organism in Eukaryota, Viridiplantae, Streptophyta, Magnoliopsida, Ericales, Theaceae. The record is from RefSeq and is a predicted model, not a curated record.
AAAUAAAAAUUUAAAUCCAUAUUCCAUUCCAUAAUCAUUCAGAAGAAGGAAAGCUUCGCACAACGUUGUACUUUUCCUCCCAAUUUAUGCGAACAGAUCCAUCUCUCUUUCUCUCUAGGGUUUUGUUCGGCGCGUCGUUUCAGGCCCACCUUUGUUCAGCAACGUAGGUCAGUAUAGAUGGAAGCUCGUUGUGAUUUCUUGCAAUGGCUUCAAAGGGAUAUGUCGCUGAAGAUUUUCAUGUCUCUGAAUGAUCCAUCUGAUCUCAUCCGUGCUAGUGCUGUGUCGCCCUCCUGGCACCAUUUUGUGACUGCAAAUGGACUUUGUAAGCAAUUAUGCUUGAGAUUGUUUCCUCAAUUAUCUAGUGUAUCUUUUGUCACUGAACCAAGCUGUGGAUUGAAAAAAUCUGCUGAUGUUGGAUCUAGCAAUUCUGUUGAAUGGGAAGCUCUUGAGAUGGAACACAGGGCUUAUGCCUUCCUAGUUCGAGCUCUUACAACAUUCACACCAAAAGAUUGCAUAGCAGAGGCUAUUAGUGCUUCCAGCACUGAUAAUUUUCCAGAAGAAAGCAUUCAAAAUACUCUAGAUCCAAGGGACAGAGUUCUUAGGAGAGCCUCGUAUUGGUCGAGCAAAGGACAAAGUGAUCCUAGUGUGCCUGAAACACUAAUAUAUAAAGUAACUGGCAAUCUCUGUGUCAUCACUGAAAUCAGUGUACAACCUUUCCUAGCUUAUUUUCAGCCAGGCUUUCCCAUAUACUCGGCGAAUUCUGUUCGAUUUCGAAUGGGUCAUCCUAGAUCCCCGGAGGAUGUGGAGAGUGAUCCCAGGAACUUGCCAUUGCAGCAUCCUGCUGAUGACAAGUUCAUAUGGACACACACUUCGCAAGAGUUUCCAAUGACCCAGGAAAAUUACUUGCAAAAGUUUCAGCUGCCAGAACCUGUUAUUUGCAUUGGUGGAUUUUUACAAAUUGAGCUGCUGGGUAGAGUUCAGAGACAAGAAAUGGAUGGCUUAUUCUAUAUAUGUGUUUCUUAUGUUGAAGUUAUGGGGCAGUCACUAUUUCCAGCAUUUGAUGUUAAAAAUAUUGAACCCUCUGGAAAGUUAUUGUUGAAGUACAAUCCGGAGGUUCAACAUUGCGCUUCAUCAAUCUCUUCUUACCGUCAACCUCUUGCAACCUCGCCAAACAUGUUGCGCGAUAACUUGAGGGGUUUGGAGCUUUUGUUGAACAUGUUGCACGGAAAUGCACCAGAUCAUGAGCACAAUGACUGGGACGAUGACGACGACAAUGACAAUGAUCUAGACUUGGUUCCUAUGUAAAAUCCUUUACCAUUCUCUCUCUCUCUCUGAGUCUCUCAGAUUGUACAGCCAUGCCGCUCCAUCCAGGGUUUAAUUUCUGGGCUGCUGGAAACCCAUAAUUGAGAGUGCGACUCUGCUGCUAGACUUUUUGUUCUUUAUAAUCUACCUGUUUUACUGUUAUAAAACCUUUAAUGGCAUAGUUAUAUGUAUCAAAUGGUUCAACAAUUGAUUUUUUAGCAUUUUUUUUGGAUAUUUA